Molecule: messenger RNA, 5402 nt
Organism: Myotis myotis
Lineage: Eukaryota; Metazoa; Chordata; Mammalia; Chiroptera; Vespertilionidae
Product: intestinal-type alkaline phosphatase-like
Exons: 11
Coding region: 3044-4672 (542 amino acids)
Biological process (GO): dephosphorylation
Cellular component (GO): plasma membrane
Molecular function (GO): alkaline phosphatase activity
Source: RefSeq, a predicted model, not a curated record
AGAACCCAUUGUGGCCCUCGAGUCAAAAAGUUUGCCCACCCCUGCACUGGGUCCUCCAUCCUAAAGGUUUUAAGAUUUUAGAGGAGGUCCCAGAGGAAGAUCUUAAUAGAAUAUUCGGCAGUUUUCUAGGCGUGUCCUUUGGGGUUGUGGUCUCCACGGAUUGGCCAGCACCAGGGCAGGGGGUCAUUAUUCAAUGCAGCUGAUCCUGAGGUCGGCCAUGGGGUUCCUGGUCUGGUUUUGUUGCUUUUUUGGACCCAUAGCUGAAACACAACUGAGGUGUAAAUGUUAUCUCUAGGGAGAAAAGGUCAAGAGGUUGAAACCACCUGACCAUGGAUACACUAGGGGACGAGAGGCCACGCUGGUGGCGAGGUCACACCCUACAGUUCUCCGCUGCUGGGCACCUGUAGCUUUCUGCCCUGGUGACCUUCUGUACCUGGCCCAUCACCCUGGCUCUGCUCAUGUCUGUCUGUCACAGUUCUGUGGGCCAAUUCCAGGCCUGGGAGCAGAGCCUUGCUCUUUAAACAGCCUCGGGGGUCACCCUGCAAAAACCCAAAUGAGGAUGUUUAGGCUCGGAUAAGUCCUCAAGGAGAAAAACCAGUUUAAAACAUGCGCGCAGGACAACCACAGUGUGAUGCUCAGGUCAGAAAAUGAGGCUCAAGGAAUGUUCAAACCAGGCACCUUUUUAUGUUUUUUGUACAAACACAUAUGUGAGAAACUGACAAGACAGAGAAAGUCACUGCUCAUUAAAAGGAAUGUAAGCAGGGCUUGGGCUGGGGCGGGACAGGCUUGUUGACACAGCUCUCAUUCCGGAUUCCCAGCUGUGAUAAGGUUGUGUCUCUACCCUUGGGAUGUUCCCUCCUGCUUUCAGGGACACAGAGGAGAGUCAGGCCCCAUCCUGCUCCUGCUGCCUCCCAGGUGACUGCAGUUGGAAAUAAUCACUAGGUCACUGUGGAAUAUUGCGGGGUGGCCUGUCCUGGGCCCCGACACGCCUAUGGCUGUUAUGGAUAGUGCUGUUAUGAAUAUGGGGGUGCGAUUAUGUCUUGAAGAGCCUGCUUUCAGUUCUUUAGGGUUCACACCCAGAGGUAGGAUUGUUGGGUGGGAGGAAAACUUCUGAACGCUCCUGAUCAGAGGAGAGCAGACUCAUGCCUGUGCUCCAAACCCAUCCAAGGGAGCAGACAACAUCAUGCCAGGGCACAGGGCCCCACCCCGCCUGCCCUCUGAAGGCACCUGUUACCGGACUGGGUACCUGGCCCAAGCGGGUCUGCCUAGGGCCAUGGGUAGUGUGUGGGUUCUUGAAUUCGUGCAAGAAAACUUUCACAACACAAGUCCAGGUGAAUUUUAGAGGACGUUUAUUAAAGCUGGGGACAAUGAAACAAGGAAAGGUUGGGGACAUGAGCCUGGGCUGGGCUGCUUUGGCUCCCUAAGAAGUCAGAGAAAAGGGGGCCUUGGAGAUUUUUCUGGGACGAACUGCCACUGCCCACUGGUUGUAAGCCUUCCGGGGUCCCUAAGAGUUUAGGAGCUGCAUGCCUGUGGAGAAAGAGGCGGGGAGGCCACGUGUGCUCCUAGCCAGGCGGGACCUUUGUUUUGAGGGGAUUGUAAAGGCUUUGCCUUUAGGAGAGGGCUUAGGGGAGGACCUGAAUAGAAUAUUCGAGAGCUUUAAGUCAAUGGGUCAAAAUGAGAUUGAUCCCCUUCACCCAGAUGAUCCCAGGGUGUGGUUGGCAAAUGGCACUAAUUGGAUUUCUGCUAUCUGUCUCCCAGAGCAGGAUGAUUUAAGCUAUUUACCCUCUGGCUGGGGAGGAGAAGUGCAAACUCCUAAGUGUCCCUGGUUUAGGGAAGAUAGGAUUUACUAGAUGGCUACAACUGCUGCUUAACACUCUGUCUCCCUUUGCCUAUUCCCUUUUACCUGGCUUACAGGCCUGUCUCUCUCACACACACUGCAAGGCUGGCCCAGCCCAGGGUAUUUGGGCACACAGACCAGGUCCCCACUCUGUUGUCACCACCACCCCACCCUUUUCCACCAAACAAGACUCCGAGCCCCAGCUCCGGGACACACCCAGUAGUCCAGUGCCUGUGUUGUGGACCAGCGUUCGCGAGAGUAAGACCACUGACUCCAAUUAGGUCUAAAACAGCAAGCGAGGAUUUAUUGAACUGGCCAGUGACUGCCUCGGACUUCUCCACGCAGGGAGCAUGCCCAAACAGCAGCCCCAGCCUUGGGGUCAAGCAAGCUUUUAUUUGCACAAACCAUAAAUAUCCUCCAUAACUGUUACAAUGCUCUACAAACCACAAACAUCCUUUUACAAUACUCUAUUCAGGGUUCUCACGCACAGGUGUGCUGACCAGGAACUUCUAGGGCCAUGCAUGGCCACCCAUCCUUAGCCAUAUCCUUGGUCUUGUCAAAUUCUCAGAACUCCGAACAGGUCACCUCAACCUUUGCUAAGUCUAAAAUUUCCCACUGCUACUUUAAGUUUGCUUUAAGCCUAGUGCACUAUACCUGUCCACCUGCCCAGGCCAAGCCUGGUGAAAAGCCACCUGGAUGGCAGGAUGACAUCAGGAAGCCAAACCAGGCCGCUUGCAGGCCCUGUCCUUGCACCCCACCUCCCUCAGCACUCAGAACCGAGCCUGGGCCCAACUGGCUCAAGGAAAUACUGAACAGAUGAGGUAGAUAAAGGAGUGACAGGUGCCCAGGACUUCAGGAGCAGAGGGUAGGGGGAGCCCAAUAAGGACCCUGUGAAUCGUCCUCACCCUGAGGGCACCUGCCUCUUAGGCCCACCCUACCCUGGGGGGAUACCAGGGCUUCUCCUUGCUAAGGGCUCCGCCUUUUUCAGGACCCCUGCCCCAAGGCUGUCACACCCAACCAACAGGAGGGGCUGUCUCAGGGUGGCUGCCUGGGGCCCUGGGAGGGACCCAAAGGUUUUUAUAGCCAGGGAUGAAGGCCUCACCAGAUUAAGCCCAAAGAUCUUACCUGCAGCUGGUGCCCUAGAGUCUCAGCCUCAUCCAAGUUCCAGCCUCACCAGGUCCGGGCCCCUCUGCAGUUCCAGCUCCAAUGCCGGCCCACCAUCCCACAGGCAUGCAGGGAGCCCACGUGCUGCUGCUGCUGCUGCUGCUGGGCCUCAGGAUACAGCUCUCCCUCGGAUUCAUCCCAGCUGAGGAGAAAGACCCAGCCUUCUGGAACCACCAGGCAGCCCAGGCUCUGGACACCGCCAAGAAGCUGCAGCCCAUCCAAACAGCUGCCAAGAACCUCAUUCUCUUCCUGGGGGAUGGGAUGGGGGUGUCCACGGUGACAGCAACUCGGAUCCUAAAGGGGCAGAUGAAUGGCAAGCUGGGACCUGAGACCCCCCUGGCCAUGGACAAAUUCCCAUUCGUGGCUCUGGCCAAGACAUACAACGUGGACAGACAAGUGCCAGACAGUGCAGGCACAGCCACAGCCUACCUGUGUGGUGUCAAGACCAACUUCCUGAUCAUUGGUGUGAGUGCAGCAGCCAGGUACAACCAGUGCAACACAACACAUGGCAACGAGGUCAUCUCCGUGAUGAACCGGGCCAAGAAAGCAGGGAAGUCAGUGGGGGUGGUGACCUCAACGAGGGUGCAGCAUGCCUCGCCAGCUGGCACCUACGCGCACACGGUGAACCGCAACUGGUACUCGGAUGCAGACAUGCCUGCCCAGGCGCUGAAGGACGGCUGUCGGGACAUUGCCACGCAGCUCAUCACCAACAUGGACAUUGAUGUGAUCCUGGGUGGAGGCCGCAAGUACAUGUUUCCCAAGGGGACCCCAGACCCUGAGUACCCUGGUGAUGCCUCAAAGAGCGGAGUCAGGUUGGACAUGCGGAACCUGGUCCAGGAGUGGCAGGCCAAGCACGAGGGUGCCCGGUAUGUGUGGAACCGAACAGCGCUCAUUCAGGCGUCCCAGGACCCCUCCGUAUCACACCUCAUGGGCCUCUUUGAGCCAGGGGACAUGAACUAUGAGGCCAACCGAGACACCCAGCAGGACCCAAGCCUGAAGGAGAUGACAGAGGCCGCCUUGCGUCUGCUGCGCAGGAACCCCCGGGGCUUCUACCUGUUCGUGGAGGGCGGCCGCAUUGACCAUGGUCAUCAUGAAAGCAGAGCUUACUACGCACUGACAGAUGCUGUCGCUUUUGAUGACGCCAUUGACAAGGCCAGCCAGCUCACAAGCGAGAAGGACACCCUGACCCUUGUCACUGCUGACCACUCUCAUGUCUUCACUUUUGGUGGCUACCCUCUGCGUGGCAGCUCCAUUUUCGGGCUGGCUCCUGAGAAGGCAAAAGAUGGCAAGGCCUACACCUCCAUCCUUUAUGGCAAUGGCCCCGGCUUCGCAGUCAGCGGGGGCUCCCGGUCAGAUGUCCGUGACAGCCAGAGCAGGGACCCCAACUACAGGCAGCAGGCGGCCGUGCCCCUGUCGUCGGAGACCCACGCUGGUGAGGACGUGGCGGUGUUCGCGCGUGGCCCGCAGGCGCACCUGAUGCACGGUGUGCAGGAGCAGAGCGUGGUGGCGCACGUCAUGGCCUUCGCCGCCUGCCUGGAGCCCUACGCCGCCUGCGGCCUGGCCCCGCCUGCCGAGCACGCGGAGCCCUCAGCAGGCCCCUCGGCUGGCCCUUCACUGGUUUUGCUGACUGGGGCGCUGCUGCUGCUGCUGCUGGGGACCAUUAAGCCCUGACUGCCCCACCCCUCACCCGAGGGCCCACCUCCCCCAGGGGCCCUGCACCAAUUCUGGGCCACUUACUGCCAAUAACUGGGGCCCCGCACUGCCCCCAAGCUUCCCAGGGCCUGACCUUUACCCCGCGGUGCACACUGCCGCCACUCGGCCACCUUGGGACUGGGCACCCUGGAGCUGAGGUGGUGGCUUCCUGCAGCUCCCCAGGUUCUCCCAGCUGCUCAGGACUCCCAGCCCCCAACCUUGACUGCCGAGGAAGUUUUGUAGCACCAUGGGGAGCUGAGGACUCUGGCACAUGGGGGGCUCAGGGGGGUGUCCUGGAGAGGGACAGCUUCCUGUCACCCUACAACCUGUCCUAAUGGAUACCUCCUGGCCCAUAGGCCGCUGUGGCCAGUACACCUGGUGCCUUUGACAUAAAGCCCUGGGCUUCAUCAUCUAGGGGCCCAGUGGUACCAUUUCACAGAGGAGAUGGGGACACAGAGAAGAGAGGAGGCUUGUCCCCGUCACUAGGCUGCUGAGGUGGUCACCUCCCAAUGCCCAUCCAGGCUGAGAGCUCCAAGGAACAUCGCGGAAGCUGCUGGUGCAGGGGGCAGCCCCAGAGCAGCCCUUGCCCCCACCCUGAGGCCAUGUGGGCACUAGGCAUAUAUUUAUAAACAGGGGAUUCCCUGCAUCCAGGGGCCUCUAUUCUGGGAGGGACACAUAUAAAACUAAAAUAAACUGCUUUACAAUGUAA